UACGCCUGCGCACGCUGCUAGCCGGAAGCACAGUUGCGGUCGCGCGCGAGUUCUGGCGCGAUGGAAGAGGUGAUGUUAGCAGAUGCCAAGCUGCGCGCCGAGGCUGGAACGGAGUCCGGCCCUCGGGGCCCCGGCUGCAGCCUCCGGCACUUCGCCUGUGAACAGAACCUGCUGUCUCGGCCAGAUGGCUCUGCUUCUUUCAUGCAAGGUGAUACCUCCGUACUGGCGGGCGUGUAUGGACCUGCUGAGGUGAAAGUCAGCAAAGAAAUUUUCAACAAGGCCACACUGGAAGUGAUCCUGAGGCCGAAGAUCGGGCUGCCUGGCGUAGCAGAGAAGAGCCGGGAGCGGUUGAUCAGGAACACAUGCGAGGCAGUGGUGCUGGGAGCAUUGCACCCACGCACGUCCAUCACUGUGGUGCUGCAAGUUGUCAGUGAUGCUGGCUCCCUCCUGGCCUGUUGCCUAAAUGCUGCCUGCAUGGCACUGGUGGACGCAGGUGUGCCCAUGCGGGCUCUCUUCUGUGCGGUCACCUGCGCUCUGGACUCUGAUGGAACCCUUGUGCUGGACCCCACAGCCAAGCAAGAAAAGGAGGCCCGGGCAGUCCUGACCUUUGCACUCGACAGUGUGGAACGGAAGCUGCUGAUGUCCACCACCAAGGGGCUCUACUCUGACACUGAGCUCCAGCAGUGCUUGGCAGCAGCCCAGGCUGCCUCACAACAUGUCUUCCGCUUCUACCGGGAAUCACUGCAGAGGCGUUACUCCAAGAGCUGAGGCAAGCCGGGGCAGGGCACCCCUCCCGAUGCCACUACCCUUAACCUCCAACCUGAAGUAAAUCAGCGGCCCAGCCUCGCCUCUACUUGUGUGCCCGUGUGGGCUUGUGGUUCUGUACCUCCCCAGGCUCCAGUCGGGGAGGAUAGAGCCCCAGCCCUUGACAGCUCACACUGCCAGCUUCCGGGCCUGGGGGCUCAGACCUUGCCCACAAGGACAUCGUUAAAAGGAGCUCACAUUUAUUGGGUGGAUUAGUCAAUAAGUCCAUUCAUUCUAAAGAACAUCUGUGGGGCACCUACUGCAUGCAGGCCCUGCCAUGCGCCAAGAAACUGCCAGUGAACAAGAGAGACCUAGAUCUUGAUUGAGAAGCAGUAGGUAAAUUGGUAUUUGUCAGAUGGUGUGGUCAAUACAAUGAAAAAAUAAAAAAGGGCACAGAACUUUGAGACAGUUCUUUGAGGAGGGCAAACCAAAUAUGUUAGCCAGGGAUGCCUUCACAGGAAGGGGCAUGUCCACUCGGGGAGAGGAAAGGGAGCCAGCUCUUGGAUAAGGUGAGGGCAGGGCCAGCCAGGCAUCCAAUGUGACUGGGGCAGAGGGGAUGUCACAAUACACAGGUAGGGCCUUGUAGGCCCUGGGAGGGAUUUGGCUCAGAGUAUUCCUUUCCCACCCAACAGCCCUGUGAAGUGGGGCUGUUAUUACAAAGUCCACUUUAAGAUGAGAAAAUUAACUCAGAAGUCUGCUCGCUGCCUGAGGUCACCAGCUAGUCUAUCUAUAUAGAGGGGCAGGAGUUGUCCCCUUUGAAGGAGCCUACCUAGGAUCCUUUACCACUGAGACCACACCAAGGGGAGCCCAACACGCUCUGGACUGUGCAUCUCCACCUGGAAACAGGAAGUUGAGGCUCACUAGUGAUCGGUCCAGUUGUAGCGCCCUUUAGGGACAGAGUGUCACUAUAUCAUCCUCAGUAAAGUGCUAUGGCAUCACAGCUCACAGCAACCUCAAACUCUUGAGGUUAAGAGUUAAUCGCUUAAGCUAUUUUGCCUCAGCCUCCCAAGUAGCUGGGACAACAGGUGCUUACCACAAUGCCCGGCUAUUUUUUGGUUGUAGUUGUCGUUUGGCAGGGCCUGGCUGGAUUUGAAACUGCCAGCUCCAGUGUAUGUGGCUGGUGCCCUAGCCGCUGAGCUACAGGUGCCGAGCCAUAUCUUUACUUUUUCUUUUUUCUUUUUUUUGAGACAGAGUCACUUUGUCACCCUCCAUAGAGUGCUAUGGCAUCAUAGCUCACAGCAACCUCAAACUGUUGGGUUCAAACAAUUUUCUUGCCUCAGCCUCCACAGAAGGUGGGACUACAGGUCCUACUAUAAUGCCCAGCUAUUUUUAGAAACAAGGUCGCACUCUGGCCCAUGCUGGUCUCGAACUCCUGAGCUCAGGCAGUCCACCUGCCCUGGCCUCCCAGAGUGCUGGGAUUACAGGCAUGAGCCACCGCACCUGACCAGGGGUAUCUUUAGUUGUCAUUUGAUUAUUCCCCUCUCCCCACUUUCAAGGUGUCAAAGGGCAGGAACUGAGAGAGUAGCUAUCUGAUAGCUUGGCCACAGUUGUGAAUCCAGCAAUGUCUGGGGGUCUUUGUGUCUGCUGGGUCCCCUGCCGCAUGCCUCACAGCUCGCAGAAUUCCCUCAACUGCCCUACUGGGGUGGAUGCUGUCUGCAUCCCAGGUGACCAAGAAGGAAAUGCAUGACCAUCUAGCUUGAAACUAUGCUCCGUUAGGUGCUUCAGAGUGCUAAGUGGGAAUAGUAUUUUCUUCUAGCAAAAUCCAUCAGAAAGGCAUUAAACAAUGAGGAAACUAAACGUACCAUUUUAUUGCUCUGUAAUACCUGGCCUCUUAGCACUUCCUUUGUGCUUGUGGCAGAUGCUGUACAUCCUGGCCAAGUGCCAGCACUUAAUGUUUCCUUAAGGAUCUAUCCCUCUCCCAAUCUCAGGCCAUUUGGGUAACCACCAACUGCAUGGAGGCCACUAAGCCCACCAGGGAAGGAAUUUAAGUUUUUUAGAGUACUGAAGCUCCUUGAACUCCUAGGGCCAUUAUUUCUCCCCAAGAAGGUAGAGCUGGCACAAAUGAAGCCAGCAGAGGAAGAGAGGGCCAUACCAUUAAUCCCACUUGAGCCCCUGAGUCCAGAUCUACCUCUGGUUUCUUCUGUUGCUUAAGGCAGUCAGUUGAGUUUCCACCACUUGCUG
Molecule: messenger RNA, 2985 nt
Organism: Nycticebus coucang (slow loris)
Lineage: Eukaryota; Metazoa; Chordata; Mammalia; Primates; Lorisidae
Gene: EXOSC5
Product: exosome component 5
Exons: 6
Coding region: 61-768 (235 amino acids)
Biological process (GO): nuclear mRNA surveillance; rRNA catabolic process; poly(A)-dependent snoRNA 3'-end processing
Cellular component (GO): nuclear exosome (RNase complex); nucleolus; cytoplasmic exosome (RNase complex)
Source: RefSeq, a predicted model, not a curated record